UCUAGUAGCAUCAAGGUACUUGAUAAACAUCAUCUGCUUUUUUCUGCUUCUCCAGCAGAAGAAGCAGAACGUAUGACAAACAAUGUGUCUUCGCGAGAAGAAGAAUCAAGAAACACCGCUCGUGUGCUUCUUCAACCGCUGAAGCCUAGUGCGCUGACGGGAUCCCCCACUCCGCACACUCGACCAGUGUCAAAUUUGCGCGUUGAAGGCGUUACCAGCACCAGCUUUCCGCAACCACCUGCCUUAGCCGGAUUCACAUCGGCGCAGAAGACAGACGUAAACCAAGAAAAGCCAGCGACUGGUUGGGAAUGGGUAAGCCCCAGUUUGCGCCUCGAACGUUCCGCGGCGCCGGAUCUCAGCGCACUCCCGAAGUCGCCACUGUUGAGUGUAAAGAGCGUUGGCGGGAAACCGGAAGAUUUUAAGGUUGGACUAUACGGACACGCUGUAAGCACUGGGGCUCCAGCAGCAGGUGCAGGUGUAAAUGCGGCAACAAGUAGCGGUAGAAAUGCUUCAUCCACGGUUCGUAUUCAGCUUCCUGAACGCCGCAGUAGACCUGGUGGGGGUCGUGCUUCUCCCUCAGUGUCACCAGAUACAAUCACCUCAAUGUUUCUUACCCGAGUGGAACAACGUAUGGCCAGCGCUGCUGCAGAUGCACGAAGUCAAAAAGAUGAAGAGCAGAAUAUAAAAGAAAACGUGUCGCCAACGCUUCCGAUUUCACUCUUUGAAGCCCAUACUCAAGGCCUUGAAGACGAAGACGAAGAUUUCUUGGGUACGGACCCUGAGAAAGAAUCUCAGUUGUCGCUCUCAAGGAGAAGUGAGGGUGCAUUACUGCGUUCGGCGAAUGAGCAUUCGUGCUAAGGAAUGCAGCUGUUGAUGACGUGGUA
Messenger RNA from Amoebophrya sp. A25, 884 nucleotides. Lineage: Eukaryota; Dinophyceae; Syndiniales; Amoebophryaceae. The record is from the annotation of a GenBank genome assembly.